AUGAAGACCAACCCUGCUGGCUCCCCAUUAGAAACCUGUCAAACUGCAGGCCAGGGCGAGAAGGGGUGCCCUGUAUGCCAGGUCUGCAGAGGGGCCUCCGGCCUGGGGUCUGCUUCAAAGUCAGGGUCAGGCCUUAGGCCAGGGCCUGGAGUGGUUCUGGACUCUGGCCUGGGGCCUGGGGCUAUUUCAGGACCUGGGCCUGGGCCUGGACCUGGGCCUGGGCCUGGGCCUACGGCCGUCCCAGGGUCUGGGCCACAGCCUAGUGCUGUUUCUGUGACUGGGCUGCGACCUGGUACUACUUCAGGGCCUAAUGCUACUCUGGGACCUGGGCUAGGAGCAGGAUCAUUACCUGGACCAGGAGCUAGGCCUGGACUGAGGCCAGGAUCUGAGUCAGUACCUCAACCAGGAGCUGGCCCAGUACCUCAGCCAGGAGCUGGCCCAGUACCUCAGCCAGGAGCUGGCCCAGUACCUCAGCCAGGAGCUGGCCCAGUACCUCAGCCAGUAAGUGAGUCAGUAACUGGUCCUGGAGCUGCACCAUUACCUGGGCUGGGAACCAGACGAGGCUCUGGGACUGGCUCUGACCCCAGUGAAUCACUGGGAACCCCAGUACCAGUGCUACAGCAGAAGACUCAGGCCAAACACACACAGGCUCCCAAACAGAAGGUUCUGGUGACUGGAGGAGGAGGUUACCUGGGCUUCAGCUUGGGUUCCUGCCUGGCCAAGAGAGGCACUUCUGUCAUCCUGCUUGACCUCCGCAGACCCCAGUGGCCACUACCCUCAGGAACUGAGUUUAUCCAGGCUGAUGUCCGAGAUGAAGAAGCCCUGUACCAAGCCUUCCAGGGGGUGGACUGUGUCUUUCACGUGGCCUCCUAUGGCAUGUCUGGGGCUGAGAAGCUACAAAAACAGGAGAUUGAGUCUAUAAAUGUCGGAGGCACCAAACUAGUGAUUAAUGUCUGUGUCCGUCGGCGGGUUCCAAGGCUCGUGUACACCAGCACAGUCAAUGUGAUGUUUGGUGGGAAGCCCAUAGAACAGGGCAAUGAGGACUCCAUCCCAUAUUUCCCCCUGGACAAGCAUAUGGACCACUACUCUCGAACCAAAGCCAUUGCUGACCAGUUGACUCUCAUGGCCAAUGGGACACCACUCCUAGGAGGAGGCACCCUCCGCACCUGUGUGCUCCGUCCCCCAGGGAUCUAUGGCCCCGAAGAACAGAGACACCUGCCCCGGGUGGCGAGCCACAUCAAGAAGAGACUGUUCAUGUUCCGGUUUGGGGACCGCAGGACGCGCAUGAACUGGGUCCACGUGCAGAAUCUUGUGCAGGCACACAUGCUGGCGGCUGAGGGCCUCACCAUGGCUAAAGGCUACGUGGCUAGCGGGCAGGCAUACUACAUCAAUGAUGGAGAGAGCGUCAACCUCUUUGAGUGGAUGGCCCCUCUGUUUGAGAAGCUGGGGUACAGUCAGCCCUGGAUCCAGGUACCGACCUCCUGUGUUUAUCUGACAGCUGCAGUGAUGGAGUACCUGCACCUGGCACUGAGACCCAUCUGCACCAUCCCCCCACUACUCACCCGCAGUGAGGUGCUCAGCGUGGCCGUGACGCACACCUUCCAGAUUGCCAAGGCCCGCGCUCAGCUUGGCUAUGCGCCGGACAAGUUCAGCUUCGCCGACGCAGUGGAGCGAUAUGUGCAGGCCACGACCCCGCAGCCCCGCUGUUGCACCGUGCUGACGCUCCUGAGGCUGCUGCUCAUGCUGCUGCUACUGCUUGGCCUGCUCGGCCUGGCCCUGUUCUUCCUAGGGCUGCAGCCUUUGCAGGCAGUGGUGGAGAGGCUUUGAGCCGGACCCCGACCACGCCCACGCAAGACUUGCUGCGUUUCUACCGGGCUUUUUGACCCGCCCCUGCCUCUUGACCCCGCCCCGAUUCCUAGCCGCGCCUCCGCUCCGCUCUCUUGGUUUCUUUCUAUUCGUUCGCGUGUUUGGGCUCACUUCCUUGUUUCCUUGCUCUUCGCCUCUUGGUCCAGUGUGGUACUCUUUCCCGAGGCUAGGGGAGGUGGCUGAUGAGGUUCCAGCCUCAGCCUGCUUCUCCUUCCCAGCCAUUUCCAGUCCUACCCAGUCUAGCCUUCUCCUUUCUAUUCUUCCAGAUCCUUCCUUGCUCUGGCUUCGCCCCUUUCUGCCUCCAUCGGCACGCUGAAAAGUCCUGCCUUCGCGGUUGGUCUAAUGCGUGAGUUCUAGUUGGUGGAGUUUGUGGAAUUGGACCUGUCUUCUUCCUCCUUUUGGGGCCUUCUCCCUUCCACCUCUUCUUUGAGAUUAUCCUGAUCUUGACACCGAUCUAUGUGUUGACUAGCUGGGAAAGGGUACCUACCCAAGCCCAACUUGAUAGCAUUUGGUUCUCAUUUAAUGAGUGGAAACGACUCCAAAGGAGGAAAUGGGGGUGAAGGAGGGGGAGUUUGUAAAAUAAAUUUGAAUGUCUCAUUAAAGAGCACCAAUAUAA
Mastomys coucha (southern multimammate mouse) is the source of this 2482-nucleotide messenger RNA. It is a transcript of the gene Sdr42e2, whose product is annotated as short chain dehydrogenase/reductase family 42E, member 2. The transcript has 11 exons. The coding region runs from base 1 to 1827 and encodes 608 amino acids. The record is from RefSeq and is a predicted model, not a curated record. Gene Ontology annotation, molecular function: 3-beta-hydroxy-Delta5-steroid dehydrogenase (NAD+) activity. Gene Ontology annotation, biological process: steroid biosynthetic process. Lineage: Eukaryota; Metazoa; Chordata; Mammalia; Rodentia; Muridae.